AAAAAAUUCAAGGUGCUUCUGAGCCCAGCAAUCGCGGGACAACCCGACUCGACUCGACGACAGCUUCACUCAAGCCAACCCCCCCUCGCUCCACACCGUUCUUCGACCGAACCUGGACCCGACCGAACUCUAAUUACAACAACCCCCCUCCUCAAUAGCCCACCAUGGCGGGUGGUCACAUGAAAUACCGACAACUGUCGCGCGACUCAGCACAUCGCCAAGCCCUCCUCCGCAACUUGGUCACAUCACUGAUCAAGAACGAGGCUAUCCAUACAACAUGGCCUAAGGCGAAGGAGGCCCAGAGGCUAGCAGAGAAGCUCAUCACACACGCCAAGAAGAACGACGAGGUCGCACGGAGGAAAGCACAGGCAAUUCUCUACACCCCCCACGAACUCCUCCCCAAGCUCUUCGGCGAGAUCCGCGAGCGGUACGCGGAGCGGCCCGGCGGGUACACGCGGGUGCUGCGGACGGAGCCCAAGGACCGGUACGACCAGGCGCCCUCGGCGAUCCUGGAGCUGGUGGACGGGCCCAAGGACAUGCGGUUCGCCAUGACGGCGGCGGCGGUGGCGCGGGACCGCGCCCUCGGCAAGCGCCACUCCGACCUGACCCAGAAGAACAUCGCCAAGGUGACGCGGUACCGCCGCGAGGGCCGCGACGCCUUCGAGGACAUGGUGGGGAGGGUGGAGGGGAUGGGGUUGCAGGAGAAAGAGCAAGAGCAACAGGGGGGAAAUGGGAAUGGGAAUUAG
Chaetomium fimeti is the source of this 746-nucleotide messenger RNA. Its product is annotated as ribosomal protein L17. Lineage: Eukaryota; Fungi; Ascomycota; Sordariomycetes; Sordariales; Chaetomiaceae. The record is from RefSeq and is a predicted model, not a curated record. Gene Ontology annotation, biological process: translation. Bases 165 to 746 code for a protein of 193 amino acids. The transcript is spliced from 2 exons. Gene Ontology annotation, cellular component: mitochondrial large ribosomal subunit; ribosome. Gene Ontology annotation, molecular function: structural constituent of ribosome.